Messenger RNA from Lachancea meyersii CBS 8951, 1650 nucleotides. Lineage: Eukaryota; Fungi; Ascomycota; Saccharomycetes; Saccharomycetales; Saccharomycetaceae. The record is from the annotation of a GenBank genome assembly.
AUGCUCACGAACAAUGCGACAACAUGUUCGGACUCGUUUAUAGAAAGGGAAAUCAAGGACAGCUACAAUGUUCCUGGGCCCAAACCUCAGCACCAUCUUUCGCGCUCAGAAGUGAAGGAGUACUUCAAGACUCGUUUCACCACGCUGUUCCCCACGAAAACAGUUCUUAAAGAAAAUUACAAAAAGUAUCCUUCGAACCCGUUUCCAGCAUUGGCAUGCAUGAAUUGCCAGCAUGUGCAGUUCUUCAUUGUGGGGCUUCUGGCCUGGACCUGGGACGCCCUGGACUUCUUUGCAGUGUCCUUAAACAUGGCCGAAAUCGCUGAAGACCUUGACAAGCCCAUAAAAGAUAUCACACAUGCCAUAACGCUGGUCCUCCUGCUCAGGGUCGUCGGGGCCGUGAUCUUUGGAUACAUAGGCGACAGGUUCGGCAGAAAAGUGCCAUAUUGCAUCUCAAUGGCGCUCAUAGUAGUGAUACAGAUUGCAACCGGCUUUGUGAAGACGUUCCCGGCGUUUCUUGGCUGUCGAGCAGUCUUUGGUAUAGUCAUGGGGUCCAUCUUUGGUGUCGCUAGCGCCACGUCCCUGGAAAAUGCGCCAGACGAGGCCAAGUCCAUUUUGUCUGGUAUUUUCCAAGAGGGCUACGCUCUUGGAUAUCUCUUGGGAGUGGUAUUCAAGCGGGCCAUCGUGGACAAUUCGUCUCAUGGCUGGAGGUCCUUUUUCUGGUUCAGUGCUGGCCCACCAGUGCUGUUCAUCGUUUGGAGGAUGUUACUGCCGGAAUCAAAAGCAUUCACCGACCGUAAAGUUCUGGCAACCGCUACCGAGCUCACUGAUGAUCAGAAAGUCAGUAUCUCUAAGCCAUCCGACAGAUUUUGGUCCAAUGCCAGGGCUGCAGUUGCUCAACAUUGGAUAACAUUGCUGUACCUUGUUCUUUUGAUGGCGAUGUUCAACUUUUCGUCACACGGAUCCCAGGACCUGUUUCCAACCAUGCUCUCUAAGCAAUACAACUAUUCUGAAGACGCCUCUACUGUAACCAAUUCUGUCGCCAACAUUGGCGCACUGGUUGGUGGAAUCGUCGUUGCGCAUGCUUCGACUUUCAUAGGACGCAGAUGCGCCAUUUUCCUGUGCUGCUUAGGCGGAGGCGCCCUGCUCUAUCCAUGGGGAUUUGUAUCAAACCCUCGAGGGCUCAAUCCAGCUGUCUUCUUUCUGCAGUUCUUUGUCCAAGGCGCCUGGGGUGUAGUGCCAAUUCAUUUGACCGAGCUAUCACCAGUCGAGUUCCGGGCCUUUGUGACAGGCGUAGCGUAUCAACUGGGUAAUAUGAUCAGUAGUGCAUCGUCAACAAUCGAAGCUACCAUAGGAGAACGUUUCCCCAUCGAUGGAAAGGAAGGCGUUUAUGAUUACGGCAAAGUUAUGUGCAUCUUCAUGGGAUGUGUAUUUGCUGGUUUACUUGUCACAACAGUGUUGGGGCCAGAAAAUAAAGGCGGGGAAGUUGUUGUUGAUGGGCGAAUUCUAGAUGCUCGUGGUUCUCUCGAGAGACAUAACGACGACAUUGAGGAUUUGGAUCGUCGCCAAUCAUUGGAUUCGAGAUCAGCGUUCAAACCCAACUUCGAAUACGUAGCCAGGGUGAAUGCAACAAGCAACCACGCCAGUGUAUAA